Andrographis paniculata is the source of this 1581-nucleotide messenger RNA. RefSeq names its product F-box protein FBW2-like. Bases 328 to 1380 code for a protein of 350 amino acids. Lineage: Eukaryota; Viridiplantae; Streptophyta; Magnoliopsida; Lamiales; Acanthaceae. Gene Ontology annotation, molecular function: protein binding. The transcript has 3 exons. The record is from RefSeq and is a predicted model, not a curated record.
UCUCUCUCUCUCUCUCCUACUAUAUAAACAGAAGAGAGCGCAGGUCGAUUCCCCAUCCCAUUCCAGGUGCCAUCGAACUUGAUUCAGCUCCUUCCCCUAUCCCAUUCCCCAGUCGCGUACGCAGAAGAAAAGGGCACAAGCCAAAGUGACUGAAAGCCUCAUUUUUUUGUGCGGAUUACACAGUCGCGUGCUUUGUCCCUGCAGAUCCGACGUUAUUCCAGCAGAAAUCACGCAAAUUAAACUGAGGGAUAUAAUAUCAGUAGCUGAGGCUUUUGGAAUUGAAUCUAAGCCAAGCCCUGGCUGAGUUUGCUGUGUGUUGAAACUUAAAUGGGUGCAUCUAACGAUCGCAUCAUCACUCUGCAGCCUGUGAAACCAAUGGCUGAAGAGGCUGGCGAUCUACAAAGAUGGGACGAGUUGCUCCCUGAUGCUCUCGGCCUUAUAUUCAAGCAUCUCUCCCUCCAAGAGGUGCUGACGGUGGUGCCCUGUGUCUGUAAGUCGUGGAGGCGGGUAGUCAUGGGGCCCUACUGUUGGCAGGAGAUCGACCUUGACGAUUGGAGCCGCAGCACCAGCCCGGCAAAUGUGGACAGGAUGCUUCAGUUGCUGAUCCCGAGAAGCGGUGGGUCGCUCCGGAAACUCUCUGUUUCGGGCUUAGCCAGCGAGGAAAGCUUUACUUUUAUUGCCAAUCAUGUGCGAGCCCUUCAGACUUUGUGGCUGCCAAGGUGCCAUGUCCCCGAUGGCGUGGUGGAAAACGCAGCGGGCAUGUUUAGGAAUCUCACCAACCUGGACUUGAGCUAUUGCCUCAACGUCGGGGCCGGAGCUCUGCAAGCAAUAGGCUGCAACUGCAGGUCGCUCACUACACUGCGGCGAGUCAUGCACCCGCUGGAGGUGAUCAACAGGCCGUCGCAAGAUGACGAGGGCCUUGCGGUUGCCAGCACGAUGCCUAGGCUGAGGCAUCUCGAGAUCGCGUAUAUGCUCCUGAGCACGUCGACGGCACAGGAGAUCAUCCGGAAAUGCACAAGCUUGGAGCUGCUCGACAUCCGCGGGUGCUGGGAGGUUUAUCUGGAUGAGGAGUUUGCGAGCGGGUUCCCCAACCUGCAGGUGGUUGGGCCUAACGUUGUCGACCCCUACAGCGGUUCUGCCUGGGACAACCUUUCGGAUUCGGGGUCCUCCGGCUACCUCGGGUUCGACUUCAUUGCCGGCGAUCCCGAUGAUGAGGAAGAGUACGAGGAGCUGUGGGGGGGGUCCGAGGGAGAGGGGCAGGAGGAGGAGGGGGAGGCGGCUGCGGCCAGUGACGACGAUGAAGACGUGGAGAUGUGGUGGUACUACUACGGUGACAUUCAAGUUGCCGACAUUGCGGCGGACUGGCCUCAGUCUCCUUGAAUUGUGUUUGUGUAGACUGUAGUAUUGUAUUGUAUUGUAUUGUAUUGUAUCGUAUUAUCUCCUCCGAUUGUCUGUCUGUCUGUCUGUCUGUCGUCGUCGUGUAGGCCCUUUGUUUGUCUGUCUGUCUGUCCAUCUAGUAUAUCUAUAUACCAUCCUCCAUCCAUCUAUACAUACAUACAUACAUACAUAUGGUUAUAUUUA